This is a messenger RNA of Mesorhabditis belari, 1611 nucleotides long. NCBI's taxonomy places the organism in Eukaryota, Metazoa, Nematoda, Chromadorea, Rhabditida, Rhabditidae. The record is from the annotation of a GenBank genome assembly.
AUGUCAAAAACUGCACUAUAUUUGGGAUUAGAUUUGAGCACACAACAGUUAAAAGCUGUGAUCAUUGAUGACGAAUGCAAUUUGGUUCUUUCAAUAGCUGUAAACUUUGAUCGAGAUUUAUCGGAAUUCAAAACAAAUGAUGGAGUUCAUCGAUCAGAGAACGGUGAGGUCGUCACUUCUCCGGUCACUCUUUGGCUCGCUGCUAUCGAUAAACUAUUUGAACAACUCGCUGAAACAUUGAAAGAUGAUUUAAAACGAAUAAAAGCUAUUUCUGGAUGUGGACAACAACAUGGCACCGUUUACUGGUCAGCUCUUGCUGAAAAACGACUACAAGAGCUUCGUCCAAAUAAAGUCUUGAAAACAUUAGAGGGAUCUUUUGCCAGAGAAGCGUGCCCAAUUUGGAUGGACUCAAGCACAGGAGUUCAGUGUGAUCGUUUAGAGACAGCUGUAGGAGGGAAAGAGAAUUUGGCUGCUAUCACCGGUUCUCGAGCUUAUCACCGUUUCAGUGGAAGCCAGAUAGCAAAAAUUGCCGAAGACGAAGCUGAGGUUUAUGAAAAGACUACGAAAAUUUCAUUGGUCUCUUCAUUUGUGGCAUCGAUUCUCGUCGGUCGAGUGGUUCCGAUUGAUCUCUCGGAUGGAAGCGGAAUGAAUCUUUUGAACGUUAACACCAGAGAUUGGGAUUUUAAGUGUCUACAAGGUUGUGCUCCUCCCGGAACAGAUGGACAAAAAUUUGCUCAAGAACUUUCAAAAAAACUUGGAAAUCCAGUGGCAACAGACUCGAUCAUUGGCUCAAUCUCCCACUACUUUUCUGAAAGAUACGGUUUAGAGAAAAGUUGUUCAGUUUUAGCCUUUACUGGUGACAAUCCAGCUUCUCUUGCUGGAUUGUGUGCCGACGAGGAUUCUUUGGUGCUUUCAUUGGGCACCAGUGAUACCGUUUUCUUCUCAACUCCUGAUCCAAAUUUUUGCCUUGACGGACACAUAUUUGUGCAUCCCUAUCGACCGAAUGAGUUCAUGGGAAUGGCUUGUUUCAAGAACGGAAGUCUGACAAGAGAACGAGUUCGAAAAGCUCUUGGAUUAGAAUGGGAUUCAAUUGGAGAGAUUUUGAAUAAAACUUCAGCUGAAAAUGAUGAAAAUUUAGGCUUUUAUUACGAUCUCAAUGAAAUCGCGCCACCGAUUAAAGCUGGAGACUACAGAUUUAAUGAAAAAAGUGAACAAGUGAAUAGUUUUUCACCAGAAGUUGAGAUUCGAGCUGUCUUAGAAAGCCAGUUCAUCUCAAAGUUGGUGUACGCGAGGAGAUUGGGCUGGAAAGGGAAUGAAAGUUUAGGUAGAAUUCUGGUAACCGGUGGAGCAUCAGAAAACGUGAGUCUUCUCCAGUUGAUCGCCGAUGUUUUCCAUUUGCCCGUUUACACGAUCUCUGUUCCACACUCGGCUGCCCUCGGGGGUGCUUUAAGAGCAAGAUAUGGUUCUUCAUUGACUAAUGUUAGCUCAACUCCUCUUCACAAGAUUUUACGUAAAAUCGAGCCCCAGAAUGUGAAAGAUACCUACAAGAAAAUGGCUUCUCGAUAUGAUUUUUUAGAAGAAAAACUUCGAAAAGAGCACUCUUAUCAAGAU